This is a messenger RNA of Micropterus salmoides (largemouth bass), 2381 nucleotides long. It is a transcript of the gene trip13, whose product is annotated as thyroid hormone receptor interactor 13. Lineage: Eukaryota; Metazoa; Chordata; Actinopteri; Centrarchiformes; Centrarchidae. Gene Ontology annotation, molecular function: ATP binding; ATP hydrolysis activity. Gene Ontology annotation, cellular component: nucleus; chromosome. Bases 154 to 1425 code for a protein of 423 amino acids. The record is from RefSeq and is a predicted model, not a curated record. The transcript is spliced from 14 exons. Gene Ontology annotation, biological process: meiotic recombination checkpoint signaling; reciprocal meiotic recombination.
UUCCGGUGUAAGAAAUCAGCGCGCUGAAUUCGAGUCUGUCUCUGUCAGCUUUCUGACAGCACAGCGGACCGUCUAUAGAUUCUUGGCUACCAGGGCUUUGGUUGAUGCAAGUAAUCAGGAUUGAUAACGUACAUGGUGUAAGUUUUUGCAGGAAUGGAGGGCGACAGAAUGGAGGUGGGAAACCAGAAACUAAACAUCCAUGUGGAGGUCCAUGUGAAAUCUCACAGCACAGCCAAACUGUCUGAGGUGAGGAUGCAUGUUCUGGCUCUACUGAAUCGCCACAGCAUGCUGUUUGGAAACUACAGAUGGAAAGAGUUUGAUGAAGACUUCCUGCAGAAACAUGUGGAAUCUGUGGCUCUAGUUGAUCUCGAGGAAAUGGUGAAACAGCCCCUUGAUUUGAAGAGUUGCACCAUUUCCGUUCACAUCUUCACUCUGAAUGAGGAUGGACCCAGCACGCUUAGCUUGGAGGAGGAUGAGGAGCUUUCAGCAGCCAAUCACUGGUUGCUGCCAGCAGCUGAAUUCCAUGGGAUUUGGGAGAGUCUAGUGUAUGAGAGUGGAGUCAAAACCCAGCUCCUGGAUUAUGUUACAACGACAAUUUACUUCUCAGACAAAAACGUUGACAGCAACCUGAUAUCAUGGAACCGUGUUGUGCUGCUUCACGGACCUCCGGGCACAGGGAAGACAUCACUGUGCAAAGCUCUUGCCCAGAAGCUGUCAAUCAGACUGUCAAGUCGGUAUUCUUAUGGGCAAUUUGUCGAGAUAAACAGCCACAGCUUGUUCUCAAAGUGGUUCUCAGAGAGCGGUAAGCUGGUCACGAAGAUGUUUCAAAAGAUCCAACAACUGAUUGAUGACAAAGAUGCUCUUGUUUUUGUUCUGAUUGAUGAGGUGGAGAGUCUGACAGCAGCUAGGAAUGCCUGCCAGGCGGGAACAGAGCCCUCCGAUGCCAUCCGAGUGGUCAACUCUGUUCUAACUCAGCUGGACCAGAUCAAACGACAUUCCAAUGUUGUGAUCCUGACGACCUCCAACGUGACAGAAAAGAUAGACUUGGCGUUUGUGGACAGAGCUGACAUCAAGCAGUACAUCGGACCUCCAUCUGAGAAGGGCAUCUACAACAUCUACCUCUCCUGCCUGGAGGAGCUGAUGAAGUGCCAGGUCAUCUACCCCCGGCAGCAGCUGUUUACCAUGUUUGAGCUCGAGACGAUGGGCUUUGCAGAGAGUGAGGUGUCCGAACAUAGUCUGAGCCUGAGGAACAUUGCUCUAAAAAGCAAAGGUUUGAGUGGAAGAGCACUCAGAAAGUUACCAUUUCUAGCCCAUGCUCUGUUUGUAAAGACACCGACAGUGACUCUUGAGAGGUUUCUGGAUGCUAUGGACCAAGCGGUGGAUAAACAGAGGGAGGAAAAGGAUAAUCUGGUCAACAGUGUCUGAACUAAUUAUAAUACCCAAAGGCUGACACGUGAUUGUUCAUGAGCUCUCAAUCCCAUGCCUUGUUUGUUGGUAGUUUGGAUAACUACAGCACUUACAUCUUUUAAUAAAGCUUAAUCAAUUCAUCUGGCAGCAUAUGUUCAAUACAUUUGCAAGUUUUAACGAAUGCUAUCUAUAACUUUAUAUGUCUUUAUUCUGGUGGUGCUACUACCUUAAAAGACCAAAUUAAUGUCGGUUUCAAUAUAGGCAGUCUGGUUUAAGAUGGGGUACCCAAUGCUUGAAUUUUUUGUUAUAUUACCCAAGUGUACUCUGUUGUUAGUUUAAACUGAUAUUUUUAUGUAACAUGCAGCUUUAACCAUAACUUCAUUUUGUUCCCAUGUUAAAGGGAUAGUUCAGAUUUCUAUUGCCAUAAAUUAUUUGUAUUAGUAUUGAUAUGACUUCAGACACAUUAGCUCAAUCUGCGGAUUUCGUUGGAUAUGUCCCAUUGAAAUGGCAGCUUGUUGGACAGACAUUAAAACCCUUCUUUAGGCCAGAGGCCUCAGUGGACAAUGAAGCAUCAGAAACGAAGGAAUGAUGAAGCAAUUAAUUUUUUGACUGCUGUGUUGGGAUUUUAAGUGUUUUUGUUAACAGUUUCCAUUCUCUGCUGUUCAUUUCUGUCAUACAAGUUGCCAACUCACAGAGAUACUUCCAUCCACAGGAUCUGUAGAAUAUGAUGUUCAUGUACAAAUUUUAUGUUGAAAAAUGUGAACUGUCCUUUUAAACAUGCAGGAUCCUUUAUACAAUGCGUUUAUUUAAAAACAAAAUGGAUAUUCCUCUUAGACCAUGAGUUAAACAUGCUCUGUUAUAUUUGUCAGGUCUGUAUUUAUGCUAACAUCAACUCCUCUUUAAGCUCUCAGCGCUCAUAUGUUAUUUACAACUUUAUUUUGUAUAUAAAAUUGUAAUAAACUAAUUGUUUAUGC